This is a messenger RNA of Carya illinoinensis, 1397 nucleotides long. Its product is annotated as NAC domain-containing protein 83-like. Bases 524 to 1297 code for a protein of 257 amino acids. NCBI's taxonomy places the organism in Eukaryota, Viridiplantae, Streptophyta, Magnoliopsida, Fagales, Juglandaceae. Gene Ontology annotation, molecular function: DNA binding. The transcript is spliced from 3 exons. Gene Ontology annotation, biological process: regulation of DNA-templated transcription. The record is from RefSeq and is a predicted model, not a curated record.
AAACAUCGUAUUCGAUUGCAUAUUGAAUUGGCCGGGGGGAUAAAAAAGAAAGUUUGAAGUCGGUAAACAACGUGUCACACAUGGGAGCUCAUACUACACGGCAUCUAGCGCGCUAGAUUGACCGAAAGCAGGAGGGGGUACUACAAAUUGUUCGGGAAUACACGUUUGUAAAAAGAACCCUCGUCAAACCAAAGCAAUUCCAUUUCCUAAGUCAAGAAAGGAGUUCAUACAUGAGUAGUUGGAGUUUCUUCUUCCCCUAACUCUCUCUCUCUCUCUCUCUGGGUAUAUAUAUAUAUAUAUAUCAAAGAACCGUGUCUAGUACUUCCACACCCUAGAGACGCAUAGCCCACCUUCAACGCCAGACACAAGUCCACCUUCCCUCUCUUCUUGUUUCUCUGUCAUUAAUUUGUUGUAUAACAUGAUAUAUUCCAACAUGAGGCGUUGCAUUUGAUCUCUUUGUAUCGCGCGCGCAUCUUGUUUGAGAUAAUUAGAUUUAGUUUAGUUUAUAGGGCUAUUGGACAUCAUGGAAAAACCAAUCUCUCAUAUCAAUGGAGGGAUCAGACUGCCUAUCGGGUACCGGUUCCGUCCCACCGACGAAGAGCUCGUCGUUCACUACUUGAAACGCAAGAUCUUCUCUAUCCCAUUGCCGGCUUCAGUCAUUCCCGAGUUUGAUGUUUUCCAGACUGAUCCUUGGGGAUUGCCAGGUGAUUUGAAGGAAAAGAGGUACUUCUUUGGCACUACAAAGAGGAGUGGUACUGUUCAUGAAAGCAAGUGUAAGAGAGCUGCUGGCCGUUCUGGUUACUGGAAACCUAUUGGCAAAUAUAAACAGAUAUUAGCUUCCAAGAGCAACCAAGCACUCGGGAUAAGGAGAACUUUGAUUUUCUGUGAAGGGAAGCGUUCUUAUGGAACUAAGACAAGAUGGGUCAUGCACGAAUUUCGUCUUCUUGACUCUGAAACAAACCUCGGCUCCACCCAGGUCAUGUGUAAACUGGAGAUGGAAGAUUGGGUUGUCUAUCGUGUAUUUCAAAAAAAGAAAAGACCUGAAAAACAAGCUGGGAUCAUUUCUCGGCCAUCUAACAACGAGAACAGCGACAGAUUGGAGGUGAAUUACAUGUUGGAAUUAGACAAUUCUAGAUCUGGUCAUCACUUAGGCCGUCCUCAUGAAGUACCUAAUUCCUCGUCAUGUUCGAGUGAAAUCACUCAUGAGGUCUCCUCUAAUUAUGCGUUAGAUGAUCAGGAAGAAACAAGUUCCCGCAGUAGGAUUUCUUCAUUUUCACAUAUUGUGAGAGAGCCUUAAAACGUGGUGAGAGACUUGUCAUGUCAGGUAUUCAAGUAGUACUUGAUCGUGUUAUGCAACAAAUUAAUUAAGCAAAGAAUGCCUUUAACUGUUUAAGCUA